Molecule: messenger RNA, 1211 nt
Organism: Panicum virgatum (switchgrass)
Lineage: Eukaryota; Viridiplantae; Streptophyta; Magnoliopsida; Poales; Poaceae
Exons: 3
Coding region: 261-878 (205 amino acids)
Source: RefSeq, a predicted model, not a curated record
CGUGGGCCGGGCAAACCUACUUGCUGCCGCCCAACAACGCGACGGGGCCCAGGAUUCAGCGACGGACGGGGGUGUCCGACUCCGACCGCGCGGCGACGCUUCUAGACUUGUUGCCCUCCCCCAGAAAGGAAAGAGCACGCAUCAGCAGGCAGCAGCACCGGAGCAGAGGCAGCGACAAGAGUCCAGACCGUUCUCCGUGUCUCUCCCCGCCCCGCCCCGCCACGCCACGCCCUUCCGAAGCAUCACCUCACCCGCUCGCGAUGGGCUCGCCGCUCCGCACCGUGCACCUCCGCCGCUCGUCGUCCUCGUCGCCGGGCGGCACCGUGGCGAUCGCGGUGGACGGCGGCUCCGGGGUGGACCUGGCCCGGGUGGGGCUCGCGCUGGGGCUGGACCCGGCCUCCGUCCGCCCCAACGGCUACUUCCUCAGCCGCGGCCCCGGCCACGUCUGCUCCGCCGUCACGUGGCGCGCGCUCCUCAACUUCUUCGCCGCGCGCGGGCUGCCCACCGGCGCCGACGCCGCCGCGCCCGUCGCCGUGGACGGCAAGCCAGCCGCGCCGCCUGCCCCGCCCUCAGAUCCUAUAACUCUUGUGUCCUCAAAGCGAAAAUCUGGACUCGAGGUAGAAAGGCGUUCCAAGAGGACCAAGCCUCAAGAGAACAGAUCAAGAGGUGAUGAUGUACUUGGUGAAGAAAUCGUCCUUGGUUUGAAGAGAAGACUCAGAUUGGAUGACACAAUUCCAGCAAAAAAGAUUAAGCAAGAGGCGCACGGUUCAGACACACAGCAGCCGGUUAAAUUCUCUUGCAGCUUUGUAAAUGCAAAUGGAAAGCGGGCACGGGAGGAGGAGAUGAUCGCUUCGCUUUCAUGUAAAAGAGUUCGGUGAUAGAGAAUGCGCACAAGCCUUCGAAAACACGCUUCGCGGUCGCGGCAGAGAAUACGAACAAACCUUUGAAAACACGCAUCGCGGCAUCAGUCCGCUUAAGGCAUCCUCCAGAGGUGAGGUAAAUUGUCAUGCCUGAUUGUAUGUUCCAGAGGUCAUGUAGGCUUCAUCAGCCAAAAGGCCAUAGAAUUUUGCUUGGAGGCAAUUGUUGAUGCAGCUACUGUAUGCUGCACUUCAGCAGUCCCGUGUACUGUGUACAUCCGUGUGAUUGGCAUGAUAUCUGUAACUGGAAAGAUGUUAUCUGUGAAUAUCAAAAUGGCCGUAACUGGAAUUUUA